Messenger RNA from Orbicella faveolata, 1688 nucleotides. RefSeq lists its product as uncharacterized. NCBI's taxonomy places the organism in Eukaryota, Metazoa, Cnidaria, Anthozoa, Scleractinia, Merulinidae. The record is from RefSeq and is a predicted model, not a curated record.
AUGGAAUUUUUUCCGGCUUUUCAAAGCAAUAAACGGAGAUCUUCCCCAUGUUUAGUCAGUAUCAAUUAGUUUCUUUCAGAGAUAGCUCGAACUGAAAGCAACGGGAACUCAGCGCAACUUAGAACAUACAGUGCUCUAUUUUGGUUGCUGGCGUAGCUGGAAAUUAUGGCGUCUUCCUGGAUGCAGUUUUGUCUCAUCAUUGCUUUCAUAAUCUUUGCUGAAUGUAUAAUCAAUGGAGUUGGAUUUCCAGUUGCUGAGGAGGAAAAUGCAUAUGAGAAAGUCAUAGUUUGCCAAUUUGGAAUGCCUGAGGAGCACGAGGGAAAUAAGGCAUCUGCUUGCGUUGAGAUGCUGACAAAAUUCAAGUCGAAGGUUAACGAACUCACUCAGGAAAUGGAAAUACUCAUAAAAGUUGAAGAAGACGAACUCGGGUCUGGCAUUUACAGCACGCAGGAGCUAACAGAGAUGAAGUCGAGGCUUAUAGACGUCACUCAAACAUUGGAAACUCUCAUAAAUAAUGAAAUGGAGGGAUCUGGCUCCGCCUCUGGCAACAUCCCGUCUCAGGAAGAAAAUGAUGAAGGCUCAGCAUCCUAUUGCAACCCACAGGUUAUUUCAAUGGCAGAGACAUGGCUUAGAUCGCUGAAUCUACAAGUGCAGGCAGUCAUAAAUGCGUCAAAGGCUACCGUCGAUCCAACUGAAGACCCUUUAACAGACCAGGUAUGUCCAAAUGGCUGGGCUCAUCAUGGAGACUCGUGUUUCCACAUUAUCGAUAGCCCAACCCCAAAGUGGAGGAAAGCUCGAGUAAUGUGCCAAAGGCUAGGUGGAGAUCUCGGCAAAAUCACAACAGCCAGCGAAAAUCAGUUCGUCUAUGAUCUUCUUCGCAAGCAGAAAACAGUCACACACUACGGAGUAUGGUUAGGACUUCACCGCAAGAAAGAUCAACAGUUCUACUGGGUAGACGACACUCCUCUCUCGGGUUACACAGCAUGGGGCAAUGGGGAACCAAACGACUCGGCAGCACACGGAGGAGAAAAUUGUGUCCACAAGAUUGGAGAAAAACGAUGGUGGCCUUUUCAACCAGGACAGUGGAAUGAUGUUCCAUGUAGCUUGCACGGUAUAGUUCCUUCGGAUAUCGCCCCAGUUGUGCUCUGCCAGAAGAAAAUUGUCUUGGACGUACUUUCAUUUUAGUUAAGCUUUCACCGGUUAACUUAAAUAUGUUCUACUUGAUCUUGACUUGUUAGACCAAAGACUAAGCUGGGGGCUCUUCGUUACUCUGUGGUUCAGUCAACUGUGAGCCACAAAACGUAUACUUCCCCGUUUGUCGGCAUAAAGAAAAAUUAAAAGACUGGGCUUUCAUUCGCGUUUUGAAGUCCUAUUUAGUACUCUAUGUUUAUGUCCGGCCAAUACCCCAAGUGAGUCAUGGCUGAAAAUGAAAGUGAAGUUUAGGCAAAGCAUAUGAAUGACGACCGGAUUCUACAACAAAUUACAAAGUAUUUGAAUGUAGUUUUAUCGUUUAGGAUGCAAGAAUCCAGGAAUAAAGUUUGCUGAAACCUUUCUACGAACUAACUCUUUCAAUAUCAAGUAAAUUGAUUGAAAAAAAGGUGAAUAACAGUUCCAACAGGAUAAAGCGAUGAUGAUGAUGAUGUUGUAUCAAACAAUAAAAGCGGUGAUUAAACUGCUAAAUUCUGUUA